GCCCAAUUAAGCACUACAAUGAGCUGUUGAAAAAUGGACAAGUGCAUAGAGCAAAAGUAAUUGAAUAAUUGCCUCAAUUAUUCUAUUCAAGUCUAUACUUUUUGAAAAGAGAAAAGAGGACUGUUUUGAUUAGCUGAAAAAUAGUUGUACUAAUUUCAAGCAAUCACUGAUCAUUCUUGUUUGCAAAUUACUCUCAACAUUCAACAGAUGAAAUUUGAGAAAUGGAGAUUGGGUUAGCAGUUGGUGGUGCAUUUCUCUCCUCAGCUUUGAAUGUUCUGUUUGAUAGGCUUGCUCCUCACGGUGAUCUGCUCAACAUGUAUUGUAAGCAUAAGGAUCAUGUUAAGCUCUUAAAGAAGCUGAAAAUGACUUUGCGUGGUCUUCAGAUUGUGCUGAGUGAUGCAGAGAAUAAGCAAGCAUCAAAUCCAUCUGUGAGCGACUGGCUUAAUGAGCUUCGAGAUGCUGUUGACUCUGCUGAAGAAGUCAAUUAUGAAGCUUUGAGGCUUAAGGUGGAAGGCCAGCAUCAAAAUCUUGCAGAAACAAGCAACAAACAAGUAAGUGACCUCAACCUGUGCUUGAGUGAUGAUUUCUUUCGUAACAUAAAGGAUAAGUUGGAAGAAACCAUUGAAACGUGGGAGUUGUUGGAAAAGCAAAUUGGUCGCCUUGGCUUAAAGGAACAUUUUGUUUUGACUAAACAAGAAACUAGAACACCUUCAACUUCUUUGGUUGAUGAUUCUGGUAUCUUUGGAAGGCAGAAUGAAAUAGAGAAUUUGAUUGGCCGUUUGUUGUCUAUGGAUACAAAGGGAAAAAAUCUGGCUGUAUUUCCUAUUGUUGGAAUGGGCGGCCUGGGUAAGACAACACUUGCGAAAGUCGUUUACAAUGAUGAGAGAGUGCAGAAACAUUUUAGUUUGACAGCUUGGUUUUGUGUUUCCGAGGCAUAUGAUGCUUUCAGAAUAACGAAAGGGUUACUUCAAGAAAUUGGCUCAACCGACUUAAAGGUUGAUGACAAUCUUAACCAGCUACAAGUCAAAUUGAAGGGAAGCUUAAAGGGAAAGAAAUUUCUUAUUGUUCUGGAUGAUGUGUGGAAUGACAACUACAACGAGUGGGAUGACUUGAGAAAUGUUUUUGUACAAGGAGAAAUAAGAAGUAAGAUCAUUGUGAUAACACGUAAAGUGAGUGUUGCAUUGGUGGUUGGUAGUGAGGCAAUCAACAUGGGGACUCUGUCUGAUGAAGCCUCUUGGUCUCUAUUCAAAAGAAAUGCAUUUGAAAACAUGGAUGCUAUGGAACAUCCGGAACUUGAAGAGGUUGGAAAACAAAUUGCAGCUAAGUGCAAAGGACUGCCCUUAGCUCUGAAGACGCUCGCUGGCAUGUUACGCUCCAAAUCAGAGGUUGAAGAGUGGAAAUGUAUUCUGAGAAGUGAAAUAUGGGAGCUGCGAGACAAUGACAUAUUACCAGCGUUAAUGUUGAGUUACAAUGAUCUUCCCGCACAUUUAAAGCGAUGCUUUUCUUUUUGUGCAAUAUUUCCUAAAGAUUAUCCAUUUAGGAAAGAACAAGUUAUUCAUCUAUGGAUUGCCAAUGGUCUUGUACCUGUGGAAGAUGAAAUAAUUCAACAUUUAGGCAACCAAUACUUUCUCGAGUUGAGAUCAAGAUCAUUAUUCGAAAGGGUCCCAAAUCCUUCUGAAGGAAACAUAGAGGAAUUAUUCCUUAUGCAUGACCUUGUCAAUGAUUUAUCCCAAAUUGCAUCUUCAAAACUUUGUAUCAGGUUGGAAGAGAGCCAAGGAUCUCAUAUGUUGGAAAAAAGUCGAUACUUAUCUUUUUCAAUUGGAUAUGGUGAGUUUGAGAAAUUGACACCCCUCUACAAAUUGGAGCAGCUGAGGACAUUGCUUCCGAUAUGUAUUGAAUUGAAAUUGCACUAUCUAAGCAAGAGGGUGUUGCAUAACAUACUGCCUACACUAAGAUUGUUGAAUGCCUUGAAUCGGACCCGUUACAAACCCUAUUCUGUAAUUCUGUUCUUGCCUCUCCAUAAUAAAACUGCUCUCCCUCUUCCCCGUGGACGUAGCCAAUUUAUUGGUGAACCACGUAAAUCUGUUGUCUUGUUUUUCGCGUUUAUAUUUUCUCGUAUUAUCUCAAAUUCCGCAUAACAAAGAUCCUUGAGGGUACUAUCAUUGUCU
Molecule: messenger RNA, 2168 nt
Organism: Solanum pennellii
Lineage: Eukaryota; Viridiplantae; Streptophyta; Magnoliopsida; Solanales; Solanaceae
Product: putative disease resistance RPP13-like protein 1
Exons: 2
Coding region: 222-2138 (638 amino acids)
Biological process (GO): defense response to other organism
Molecular function (GO): ADP binding
Source: RefSeq, a predicted model, not a curated record